CGAUAAUUGGUUAGCUAGAGGUAAGGGGCGGAGUUAGGAGUUAACAAAACAGACGGGAGUGGAGCUCCGGCCAAACACAUAGUAGAGUUUCGAUACUCUGUUUAGAACGCCUGACCCACUUCGAGUAAAACGUUAAAAAAAACUCGCGUGAGUUUAUAAAAGCGCUGCUUGUUUGGUGAGAAGGUUAAACCAUGGAUUUGGCGCGUGUGCUGUGUUUGGUGCUGAGCGUCGGAGGUUGGUUCGCCUGCGCGGAGAGGCACAGCGUCUACUGGAACAGCUCCAAUCCAAACUUCUUAUGGGACGACUACACGGUGGAAGUCCGCAUCAAUGACUACCUGGACAUCAUCUGCCCGCACUACAGCCACGGCGAGGUGCCGCCGCACUCGGCCGAGCGCUACGUACUCUACAUGGUGGAAAGGGACGACUACGACGUGUGCAAGCCGCACUCUUUCGACCAGCUGCGCUGGGAGUGCUCGCGACCCUUUGCCCCCCACGCCCCCGAGAAGUUCUCGGAGAAGUUCCAGCGCUUCACCCCCUUCACCCUGGGCAAGGAGUUCAAGCAGGGAGAGAGCUAUUAUUACAUCUCCAAGCCGAUGCAUCAUCACGGCCAGGACUGUCUGAGGCUCAAAGUGGACGUGGCCGGACAGAAAGGCUCGGCAAAGACUUUCGCCGGCAAGUCCAAGGCCGACGCGGAGAAGAGCGCGGAUGCGUCAAAAGCCAAGUUUGUCUCUGCCGGCGGCGUUCACAACUUCUCCAAUCGUCUCCCAGCAGAUGACCCGACCGCCAUGGAACCCAACGUCCAGAGGAGCAUUGGAAAUUCGGGAACGAGGCCCGUCUCCUUCGCCUUCCUCUUGACGCUCCUCCCGGUUUUCUUUGUGACAAUACUACACUGAAAAGAAAACUGCAAAGCAGCCCAGUGCGGGUCACUGGGGUCACGGACACUUCUCUUUUUUUUUUUUUUUUUUUUUUUAUUAUUGUUAUUUUUUUUUUAUAAUGAAUACAGAGCUUUUAUACAAAGACUAAGCUGUGAGUGAAUGCGUAUCGCAAUGUGAAUGUGGAGUGUGGAUCACUUCAAAGGACUUCUGUAUUGUUUGUGUGUGUGUUUUGUUUUGUUUUUUUUGUAUUAUGAUGAGGAUGAAGCAGCAUUUUCCGUUCUGAGCAAUUAGUCUAAUGGGUUUUUCAUACCACUCGGUAGGUACACCUCCAGUUCCUGAGUCAGCCACUACGACCGUGGCGCUUAUUUGGGAUCCCCUUUUUCUUUUUUCUUUUUUUGGGGGGGGGCCGUUGUUAUGUAGCACUCAUCUCCGCAAGCCUCAAGACCGCAUCCCACUGUUCACGACAUCAGUACAAUUGUUUUUAUACUUUGACCAUUGUUCAAUCAUGUUUGUAAUGAAUAUCUUUUAAAUUGUUCCUUUCGUUGAUUUUCCUCCAUUCUUUUUACACCAUGCGCCCCCCGCCCCCCAGGUGAAUAUUGAGAGCUUCAAAUACCACCAUAAUGGUCAACAUUAAUUAUACAGAGGUGCAGCGAGCCUUAAGUGUUCAUGAAAUUAAUACUGGGGAAAAUAAAUGACUAAAAGUUGUACUUGGGUAGUAAUUCUUUCACCGCACAUCCAAAAUUGGCUAAAAAUAUGGAAACAUUUUACAUUUCUGUCCUUGGUGAAUGGUCACGAGUCCUUGAGAACCCCAAAUGGUUAAAUCAUCCAACAUUGAGUGCAAUGAUGUUUAAUCAGUCUUGUCAUGGUACACGCUUGCAGAUGCGAAACCCCCCAGCCCCCGACCACCACCCCCCCACCCACCCAACUUGUCGAACCUCAAACUGAAGGGACUUCUUGAAAACAUACACUGUACAGUUGUUUUCUAUGUGUUUAUAUGUACAUGUGUACAUAGAAAAAAUAUAAGAUAUUGUUUAAAGAUGUGAACAUUUGAUGGAAUAAACAAAAGUGUUGUAAUAUAAA
Messenger RNA from Hippocampus zosterae (dwarf seahorse), 1955 nucleotides. RefSeq names its product ephrin-A1b (gene efna1b). The record is from RefSeq and is a predicted model, not a curated record. Gene Ontology annotation, cellular component: plasma membrane. NCBI's taxonomy places the organism in Eukaryota, Metazoa, Chordata, Actinopteri, Syngnathiformes, Syngnathidae. Gene Ontology annotation, biological process: axon guidance; ephrin receptor signaling pathway. Gene Ontology annotation, molecular function: ephrin receptor binding. The coding region runs from base 192 to 893 and encodes 233 amino acids. The transcript has 4 exons.